UUUACGACUGAAAGCUGGAUCCGUAAUUCGAACAGCAAUGAUCCCAGCGGCAGCACAAGGCAUGUGAGAACAAAAGAUUAAAGGAACCGAAAAUCGUUUUCCAUGAUAGACCGCUUAGCGAUUUUCACGCACGCAUGAGUAGACGCAACAAAAAUGGUGAAGCCUUCGGCUCUGCCGUUCUUCAAACACUAUAGCGAUCAGGAACAUUUCAUAUCACCAAAAAACUCGAAGCACUAUCCGAAGCGGCCUAAGCUGCGACCAUCUUCAUCGGUCAACUCAACCCUAAGACGGUCUCGAUCGCGGUCACAAUGCUCACUACUGACCUGUUUCUAUGGGAUGAGACAAAAGCUCUCGCUCAAAAUGCCAACAUUACUUCUUAUCGGAAUACUAAUAUGUGUCAGGGGCAUUCUGCUCUGUCACGCAGCUGCUGAUCCUGUUCCGGAGCCCAAGGGUACCAUACCAGCCUAUGGAAAGCGAGCUGGCCUCCCGCGAAUUGUUGGAGUAGCCGAUAAGCCCAUAUUCGCCAACCUCACGCGGCAACAUGGUGGUGAUCUGUUCUAUACAUUUGAGAACGAGAAAUGUGAUACAGAUACCUGUGUCGGUUUGUCAAGCGGAACGGCAAGUGUAUUUACCGGUGGCGGUGGCAAUGAUGUACACAACAACAGAGAAAAUGAUGCGUCGCUUGGUUCAAAAGUCGAAUGUAAGUGUCAGUGCCUUCCCCAUUUGACCACUUACCGCGAGGAUCUUGGUAUCUGUGUGGAUGACGUAAGAGAGUGCACCCUCGCGCCCUUCAUCAGCGGAUCCACCACGGAAAAGAUUCCGUUCGUGUUCCUGCCGCACCGGGGCCAGAUUGUCUAUCCAAGCAAGGAGAUUGGUUUUCCGGGUGUGAAGAUGCCAAUGUGUGCAGUUUCUGGUUCACAAUUCCUGACACACACCGGUUGGACCGAGCUGAGGAACCCAAUCGAUACGGAUGUGCCGUUCCGGCUGUUCCGCGAUGAAGGGCGCAUCUAUUUACAGUGGCUUGGAGAACCAGACUUGCGGCAACGGAUGCAGGGUCGUCUCAUAUUGGUGCAUCUCAUGUGUCGGGAUAUGACACCGCGGCUAGUGUUGAAAGACGGACGCACACGACCACUCGAUGAUUUGAACCCCAAUCAAAAUAUAUUCACGCCUUGUAUUGCGUUCCGCGUUGUGGGUACCCCAAUCAAAUACGUAAACAAUGUCACAGAAGUUAGUUUCUCGUCGGAAAAUCACCACAUCGAUAGCGAGUCGGGUCUAAGUACAAAGGAGUACAUAGUUAUCGCAAUCUGUAGCCUCUGCUUGGGAUUGAUUUACAUCGCAUCGGUAUUCCUGUACAUCCACAUGAAGAAACGAAAACGCAACACGGAUGACGACGACGCAAACACGAUCAAGAACGAUUACUCUUCCUACCAGCAGAACGAUCAGGUUACAUUCGGUGUUGGGUUGGGCUCCCAAGUCGGUCCAUUUGGAGGACAGGCGAGGAAAAAUAGUUUUAUAGGACGUUCUGGAAGUCAAAGAACAACUCAUCGGGGGAUCUCGACAGCUCUGAAUGUGGGUCUCCACGCUGAGGAGAUGGGCAUCGUCAAGAACAAUCCGCUGUUGAAGCACUUUCCAAACUUGAGCGACAACUCGGGCUUCAUCAGUGACAACUCGAAUUCGGCAUCUGAGUUUGAGGAUGAGCGAACGGCUGACGCUGAAAAGAAGAUGCAAACCACCGCAAAUGUUCACCAAUCAAAAAACUAUUCCGGGCAUACCGAUAUGGAUGGAGGACAUCACCAUCCACCGCAAGGACAGUACAGCAACCAGCAGCAGAUGGGACAUCACAGUCCCGAGGCAAUGAACAAUCCGAACUCCGAUACCGAGUGUUUACCCGAGGAGAAUGUGUCUAUUGUCGAAGAUGUCAGCAACGACGAGAAACUCCACAGCAUGAAAUCGAUCGUAAACGGUACUAUGCGGCGGAAACUUUAUUUUAACCCCGCCUAUUUCGAACCGCAUCUUCUGGUGUCUCCACCACCGGCAGCUGUUGAAUUCUUGAACAAGAUACGUGAAGUAAUCACAAUCGCCAAGUACAAGAUGUCUACGAAAAGGUUUCAGCCCUCUCUGAAUAUCAUCCCCGAAGAGUUACAACACGCACAGGGAUCGGAAACGUAUGCUGCGGCCCAAACAGCAUCCCCAAGUCGACGCAGUAGUUUGAUCAGCUCCAGAAAGGACAGCUCGAAGAAAAGCGCUUGCUCGGGCUGUCCGGGAUGUGAUAAGAAGGGGGGCGGCUCGGACGUUGUUGUUCCUUCGAGCAAUUGCAAAAACUGUGGCGACAAGCAGAACAGCAUACGGAAGUGGUUGGAAGAAGUUUCAUCGACACAAGAAGAACCGAUAAACGAAGAUGAAAUUAUGGACGACAACAAGUCUCCAGUCCUUAGUUCUGAGGAAAGUGUUGAAUUGCUGAAAGAAAUGGACGAACAAAAAGCUUCCGAAUCAAUGCCAAUCAGUCCGGAGGUUAAAAAGGUACCGAAAGCUUUGCGAUCCCACCAUGGCAAUGUUCAGAGCGACAGUUCAUCAGCUUCGGACAACGAAACCAUCGUUGCUGGUAGUGCUAAAGAACGAUCUUCGAUCGUACGCACUCCGUCGAAGGACAAAUCGAUCCGUUCGGAUUCUAGUUCUACGCCGAAAAUCGUUUCCCACAGUCUGAAAAACGAAACCGUGAAGAUGACCCAGUUCGGUUCUGAAGACAGGUCACUUAUGAAGAACAAUAACUUUGAGUACGAUCUAAUGCCUAGUGAUGAUCGCGCUUACGAUCAAGAAAUUCCAGAGAGGAACUUGAACAACUCCCGGGCAAAUGCAGGCGCUGAUAAGAUUUACGAGAAAAAUGAAAUAUACAACAUAACUGGAAGCGAACUAUACAACAAUCCACAGUUUGAUCUGUCACCGAAAAUGCAGCACCGUUCGUUGGACAUCAGCAACCGCCAUCAUCACCACCAACACGGUCGCAAACGCUCACAAAGCCGUGUCGGAUUGUCAGGCGGCAAGAAACAGAUUGAAGUGUAUGAUCAAUUCGCAAAUGUCACUCCGACGAGGAUGCGUAACUUCAGUCAUAUGCCUGACAUGGUCUACGAAGCGUUAGCUAUGGAUCAACGGCAAAACUCAUGGACAAGCAAUCCGGAAUCGAUUCCCGUUGGUGAAUUCCUGAACGAAUCAUGCAACAGCCGAUUUAGCAGUAUCGAUCGAACGGAUAAGUACAAAAAUGAAAAGUUCUUUCAUGACUUCAUCAAUUCCGACGAUAACAACACCCUCGGCAACCGCUCGGGCAAAAACUCCUUCAACAAGUAUCAACCGGAUUCGCCGAUUUACUCUCGCAAAUCACCGCAUUAUUUGAUCGUGGACUACGAAACGGAUAGUCUGGAAAGAGUGACUUCGAAGACGCACGCCAACUUCAAUACGUCCACCACGACUAGCAGUGAUCUGAGUUCUCAACCGUCGCCAUCGAACAGCACUGCGCUUCCACUGGAAGAAGAGGUGGAAAUUCGUAAUGCCAUCUACGAUCGGGUGGAGGGGUUUAGGAAGGAUACCGACACCAUAAAAAAGGAACGCGAACUGUCAAGCAUUGACCCCGAGGAGUACGAAGAUGUUCCCAUGAACUCCUUGGCGGAAACUGUUAUCCAGGUACCGACAAAAAAGGGACCGAAAAUCAAAGCUGACACGCCCUUUCAGGGCAGUAUAACGAUCGAGGUUGAACACAGCCCGGACGAAUGCGAUCUCUCCACCGACAGCGACCAAUUCGAGCCGGACACUUUGGACCGUAAGCCAAAAAAGCACAACAACAUUGUUGGGAAACAUAAAACAAACGUUUGGGGACAGAACAACGAGAAAGAAACCAAUCGUCUCUCGUCAUCUACGGAUCUGAAUAACGCCACCGUCCUCAAGAAUUCCAAUUCAUUCAAGGAAACAUCCUUUGGUAGCCUCCGGGAGAUAUAUGAGUCGAAGAACUUGAAAAACGUGAACAUUGAACAGAUCCGGAAUUUGGAUGACCUCGAGUUGAAGUCGGGAAAGUUGCUCACCCUAGAACUCAGACAUUCGAAAAGACAACGAACUAACGACAACACAGCCAUAGCUCCGAAAUUGAUUCCUCCGGAUCUGAUUCCUCCGGAAAACUCCGUCUUGCGAAAUCUGUACGACCAACCGCGCCAGCAGUUGAGAAAAGUUGAGGACUACGGUAUUGCCCUGAAAAAUUUGGCCUGUUGGAACAACGACAAGUUCACGAAGCAACCUAAUGGCCCCGCCCCGAAACCCACCUUCUGCAAGCUGGAAAAUUAUGAAUCCACGAAAAGUUUUACCCCGGACAGUGAAUCUACCCAGUACACGGCUCUCUCGGACACCGAUAACAACUCUUCGAAAAAACAGAAAAAGAUCUCCAACUACAGCCAGGUCAACAAGGCUGGCCGCGAUCGGUCGCAAUCGACCGAGAAGGAGGGUUUUAGGUUGGUGGAGAGUUCGAAUGAUUUGAGUGCGCUGGAAAACUAUAUGACACUGAGCGAGUUCAGCGAGAAGAACUUCCUGGAUAUGGUGGAUACACGUAUGAAUCAAGAUUCGAGAGGGAAAACGCAGAAUAACAGUAGAACGAAGUUCAUCGAAGACAUCGAUAAGAUCGAAGUCCUUUCCACGAAGACAUUGUCCAGUUGUGAGUAUGCAACGGGGAAAAGCACUCCGAAUAUAAAUCCAAAAGAAGGCGAAGAGAGCAGACCCAGUUUCGAGGUAACUCCCAUCACUACAACAAAAGUGUUCAGAGUGGAAAUAAAUCAAGCAACGAAUGGAAUGCAGAUCGCCAUGGGUCUCCGUGAUCGUGUCAAAAAAUCCAAGGACAUCAAGAAUGCGUGGAAAAAGUUCAUCGGGAUCGCAACGUCUAAAUUCAACGCCAAAUUGGGCGAAAACAAAAACGAUUCCGACUUGGAGAAGAAUUCGGAAUCCUCGGAUAUACUGGACAAAGAUGAGGGCAUAUCGUCGUUGAUAGAUGACGCCAGUACAGCAUACGAUAGUUCCGAGAAGAAGCAUCUUCAUCACCACAAACGCCAUCACCAUCAUAUUUCCAGUCCAAGUGGACCAUCCUCCAGCUGUCGUCAGAUAUCAAUCGUUCGGAGAAAUUCACGUCCGAGCGCCAAGGAUGACAGUGGUUACAUAAGUGCCGAUUCAAACGAGUUCCGUCGCCAUAAUAAAAAGCUGUACGAACGUUUCAAUUUCCCUAGUAAUUCGACGGAUUCAUCGGACCCAAUUCAGGAGGAGAAUAAAUAUGAAAUUUGUACGAUCCCGGAGAACUCUGUCAACACAGCUCGCAGCAAUACCUCAUCGUCUUCCGAUAGCAGUGCUCGAUCCGACAAGCAACUAGCUCGACCUCGUGGUCCCCCACCUCCGUUGCCUCCCCCAAAUCCUCCGCCACUACCUCCAACCGCAACGAUUCCCUCCAAACAGCAACAUUCCACGCCACCACGAAUGAUCGAAAAACCACCACCUCCUCCGGUCGUCAACUCCUCGCCGCAAGUUCCUCGACCACAGGAAAAUUUCCUCUUCAACACGGCCGAUUCCAUAAGCGUCCACGUGUAUUCGUCCGAUGAUGAGAACAUUGCGAGCAGUGAUAACGCAUCCUGCAUCACCGACGACAACAACGAUGACGAUGACGAUGGGACCAGUUGUGCCACGGACGACCACUGUGAGUCGGGGGCGGAGAGCGUCGAAACGAACUCGGUCUUCUUCAAGAACAUACGACCCAGGCUGGUGGAGGCGUGCAAUUUGAUCACAAUAGCUCACUAGAGAGAGGGAGGGAAGAUUAUUAGAAUGUAGAAUUGAAAUAGUGUGUAAAAGUGCGAAACAUGUGUGCAAUAGAUGGCGCUAGACAGUUAAAACCGUUGUGAAAAUGGUUGUGUAUAUUUCAACAAAACACUUAUGAGUUAUUGUACCUCUGAAUAUUUGGAUAAAGAUUUACACAGAUGUAAAGGGUAAGUUGCAAUAAUUGCAGGUUUAGUUACGGCUAAGGCUUUUUUCUGUUUUUGUGCAAUCUUACGAACUGUUGUUUUAGAUUUAGUUAAAAUGGUUUAGCUGGUUUAAGUAUGAAUAGAGUUACGUAUACAUGAAAUGCUUCUGAGAGAUUUAUGGAGUGAUUUUAUUCACAAGGUGAAUAUUUGUAUGUUUGUGUUGACAUAACUUUAUCUCUAUAGACAUUUUAUUAUUUUAUCGAAGGAUAUAGCAAAAUUCAUUAAAUGUAGAAUAAUAUAGGGGUAUUACGAUGCUCGUUAGACCGAUUUAAUCCACUUUAUCUAUCAAUAAUAUAGAAAAUCGUAUUUUUUGCAUUUUAUACGAUUUUAGAUACACAUGAUGCAUACUUUGAUUGCCAUUUUAUACGAUUGUGAUUGGAUGUGUUUUAAUGUGCAACCUUGCAUGUGCAAAAGUUAUACAAUUCAAUGUUUGCUUUAGAGGCGAAUGAACUUCAAAGUUUAAAGCCUAUUAAAAACAAAAAAGAAAGAAAAGAAUGUUUGCUGGGCAGUGGCGUCGAGGGAAGCUUUCGCACCCGGGGCAGAAGAGUUUAUUCGCAUCCCACAGCCGCAGAAUAGUUUUGAUGUAUUAGCUCACCUGAAAGUAUAUUUCUAUGCACCUUUCUUUACGUGCAAUUUUCAAAAGCACAUAUACACUAAUAAUCUCACAAAACCGUCGCAGCUCAUCAUUUCCAUCGAGCCACCGCAGCGACUUUAGAAUUGCAUUUAGCCGCUGUGUGUUGUUUAUCUCAUUCACAUUCCAUUAUCGAGCUUCCGCGACGGUUUGUCAUUGCAAAAUCCGCACGGGAGAGCCACCUAGUGCGUUCUUACGCUUGGCUUUUUCAACUUCACUGCUUGUAACGGUUUAGUCAGCAGAUCUGCCUCCAUCUGCUGAGAAGGGCAGUACCGCAGCUACUCAACUCUGUCGCAUACCAUUUCCUUCACGAAGUUGUACUUUGUGUCAAUAUACUUUGACUUCUUCUCAAUACGAUGCAGCUUUGGUCCUUCUUAACGAGUAUAAGUAAAACAAGCUUUUCUUCCACAUCUUACAUCAGAUACUUCGCUAAUGCUACAUAUUCAGCUACACUGCUCGAUAAUACAAUGCACUUUAGUGACGGUCCAAUCUAGCGAAAUUUGAGAUUGAUUUGCGAUCGCCAACCCAUUCCGCGUCCCCAAAACACUCCAGCUGCGCAUCGAUGCACCCCAGACAAAGCUUAAGCUCGAUCGUUGACUUGAGGUAGCGCAACACCCAUUUGAGCUCGUACCCAUAAGCUUCCGUUGGCGUGUGGACACGUUGUCUCAAUAUAGAGGUUGCGAUUGAAAUGCGAUCUGAUACAACAAAGCCCCUAUAAGACUCUGGUCCUGCUUAACGGAACUUGCUUCACUCCCCCAUUUGUUAAAGGAAGCAUUGAUAGUUGGAUCCAUUGGUAGUUUCGAUGGUUCAGUCUCGUUCAUGCCAAAUUUCUCCAGAAGACGACUCAAAUAAGCUUUUGGUCGAGCCAAUACAGCCUUGCCUGUAAAUGAAUUUUAAAUCCAAAAAGAAAAAUCAAUUCUCCAACCACUGUUGAGUUUUACGGUCAAAACUCUGACGAUAUUGAUAUCCGCUUUUGUUUGGAGGAUUGCUCAGAUUUUCCAACUCCUGUUAGGAUAUUGCAUUCGUGAUAGCCCACAUUCACUCUUUAUCAAUUUGGUUAUUCUAUGGAGACUACAAAACCAACUUCUAGGGUUCAUAUAUCAAGGAAGUAGCCUUUAUACAGACAUUUCAGCAACACCGUUCUAAACAUAUCCGGAAAAGCAUGGAUCGCCGCUUUCUCUACCACUAUGUUGAAGAUAACAUCGAGUCGUGGCGUAUUUUUAGUCUUCAAACUUUUUGCCAUUGUUACUAGUUCCUCGCCCGCACGCGUUCGGCUACCUCCUCGUGGUGAUUCCGGAGAAGUCCCUUUAAUCCCUUUAAUUUUUGUGAACUAAAAUCCACAGAUGUCAUUGCACUUCAGAUCUUAGCCAUCACGAUAGAGCAUGCGUUCCCCGUCUCGGCACAGUUCUUUACAAGGUCUGGUCUACUCUUCUUUAUUUAGUUCGUUCCUUUCUGACUCCAGCAGUACUAGCUCCCUGAACACAUCUUCUGGCGCUAAUACAACUAGCACGGAAGCUACUGAAUGUUUGGUUCCACCAGGAGGUUGGUAUUGAGGCCACAAAGCUCGGAUCACAUGAUGGUUUACACUUUGGGCAUACCCCUCGCACACUUUUAAAUAGUUUAUGUUUUUUUCCGGCGAUGAACUGGUGCGCAGAUGAGAGGCCAUUCCUGCGUAGAGGCUAACGGCACCAGCUUAGUCUUUUACCAGGGACAGACAUACAGCUGCACUUGCGUUGUACGUGUACAGCGUUGUACAGGUACCAUCGUACCAUGACAGACAUACUUUGGUUGUACAUUGUACCGUAUGUCAAACUGACAAUCAGAUAUUUUUCCAAUUUCCACCACAUAUUUCAAUGAAAAAGGUUUUUAUUUAGUGUCUAAAUUAUCAAACACAACAAAAAAAGUUUCCAAUCUGAGUUAUUAACUUGAAAGAAAGUCAAUGAAAAGAACGUUUAUCAAGUGAUUUGAUUCUGCUUGUUCAUGCUACCCACCACUAACCGUCUAUGGCGCUGCGCACAGUACAACUGUAGCCAUGUACAGCGGUAAAACAGGUCGGUACAGGUACAGCGAUUGUACCGAGUUGCUUCCAUGGUUCUAGCGCUGUACAUGGUGACAGACAUACAAUUUUCGAAGCACAACGCAAGUACAGCUGUAUGUCUGUCAUAAGUAUUAGCUUCUACUAGACUCUGCCCUCUUGCGUUGAUACAUCCGCUACCCCCUUAACAGGCAAGGAUUGAAAUCCCCGCCAUUGACGACUGGCUUCCGAGUUUGUCCGUAACUGUAUCCAUUUCAUGGUGGAGCUGUUCUAUUGACCAUCUUGGCGGUGCAUAUACACUGCAUAUGAAGAUUCUAUUGAUGUUUACGAUCACGAAACCUUCAUAUGAGUUCUCUACCACUUUUUUUAAGAGGGAAUAUUUUUCAGAUUGAUUACCAACUGGGUUUUCAUAAUAAAAUUCCUAAAUUUUUAUUUUUAUUUUGGUAUUUUUCCAGGAAAUCUAUUGAUAUAUGUAUACAAACUAUGAGUUGAAGUUCUGAGCAUAGUAUCAGUAGAAUGAUACGGCGGCGUUGUUGUUAUUUAUUUGGGAUACUUUACACCGAGGCAGCUGGUGCAUUCGUAUCCUUUAAAAAUUUUACAAAGUAAUUUGCUAUUUUCAAUUGUUUGUACAGUCCUGUUUGUCUUUAAAAAAUCAUUAGUUUCGUUUCAUUCCUAUCGUCGUUCAUUAGUGCAUUUCUGUACACUAAUUAGACGACGUUACGACGUUAGUUGUACUAACGUCGUAUUGCUGUCUCUCGUUGUCGUAUUUUCUGCAAUGGAGGUAAUUGUGUUUCACAUCUAAUGUUGUGCCACAGAAUUCGCAGUUAGGUAGUGUUUCUCUCUUAAGUUGGAAUGUAUGGGUUAAACGCGUCAAUGCUCGGCUGUAUUGUUACGUUCCGUCCAUUUUCGCGUGUCGUUUUUAAUUUCCCUGAGUUUAGAAUCCCUGGAGGCAAACCAUUGAUUGUCCCCAGAUUACACCCAUACCUCGCUAUACGGCCACUCUUUAUACGGCAUUUCGCUAUAACGGCGCUAGGGUAAAGGGUAAAAAAUGAUUUUUCAGAUUCCCAUAGAAAUGAAAAAAAAUAAAAAAUAAAAAAAAGAGUCUAAUAUUUUGCGAUAAGAAACAAAACUACCAAUUUUAACGAAAAUCUGAGAACCACUAUAUCAUCGGUUUGGCAUGGAAUUGCUGUAUACAUACACAUAUUGUAUGUAACAUGAAGUUGUUUCAGUUUUGUUCAUGAAUUAUUGUUGGUUUUCGGAGUCUGUUAUUAUUUUUUGUACAAAUAUAUGUACUUUUUUUAUCCCUUUUUAUUUUAGGCUCAUUAACAUUUUAGCUGUAACAGAGCCGAAUUUUAUUCGUGUACGUGUCACAUGUUUAUCAUAUCUAUAAUUAGCACAUUACACAGUUGCCAUUUUCGGCGUUAGAGUAUUCCCUUCUAUACCAUUGCAUAUGGUACACAUUCACACAGUAGCCUUUUUUAGGCGUAAGAGAAUUCCUUCUGUUCUUCCAUUAUCCUGUUAGACCGGACAGCGGAGACAGUUUAAUGAUCAUUGUUGAGUUAUUUAUAGAACAGCAGCCCGAUGUGUCUUGCAGUGCAGAGCAGUUGUAUGGAUGAACCGAUCUUAUUUCGACCGUGGAUCGAUCUCCAUCGCUGAUGAUUGCUGCGUGGACGUAGUUAUUCUGUAACAACACAAAGAUGGUCAAUGAGGGUCCUGAGUUUUGAACUCACGAUCGAUCGCUUACUAAGCGAACGUGCAACCAAUGUGGCUACGGAGACCCCCUAAAUAUAUGUACUUGUCAUGUAUGUAUUUUUGAUUCAAAUGAAAUAAAAAUAUAAAAUGCAUUUCGAAUGAUAAACCAUGUUAUGUUAAUGUUAUGUCGUGUUAAUAAAUUUGGAACCGAUCCGAUUGAAUUCGUAUGAGUUCGUAUUAGAAUAAUUUAUUCCUUAUACGGCUUUUCGCUGUGAGGCCAAGUUUCGUGGAACGAAUCUAAGCUGUAAAGCGAGGUAUGGGUGUAGUCGUAUUGUUUCUUUCACUGCCUUUAGUGUAUCUUCCGCUGAAACCGGUAUAUUCAAGGGUGGUAGUCGUUUUACUUCAUUUGCGAACUUAUCCGCCUCGAUAUGACCAUUAAUACCAGCGUAACCAGGGGUCCAACAAAAUCUCACGUGUCUGCUAUGUGUCAUUAUUUCAACUUCCGAGACCACGGAUGUCUCGAUUUACUGCUUUCUAAAGCCUGGUGACAACUGGCAGAGUCUGUAACAAUCACCAAAUCAUCGACUAACCUAACCGGUUCACCAAAUCAACUUGGAAAUCACGAUAACUGAACCAAUCUGCAACAAAGUAGUUCACUUGCCGCACAGAAGUUUUGCACCAAUUAUCUUAAGAAUUCGAAUUCUGGGUGCACAUGCUUUCUUAGCCAAUUUGCAGUGAGCCUUAAAGUUCAAAGUGCGGUCCAGUGUUAUGCCAAGAAUUUUUAAGAGGCUUACUUGGGGCAAAGAAGCGCCAUCAAUAGUAAUAUUUUGUGCCGGGUUCUGUCGAACAUUAGGGCUACAAUGGUAAGUAUGUGAUUUUGUGGUAGAUAUGGUGAAAACAACACUUUUUGACCAUUUGUCAAGGGCCUUUACGACUCUUUGCAGUAGAGGAUGAAGUCCUUCCGUUUUACGCACCCGCGCUACUGAAAGAAUAUCGUCAGCAUAUAGGGGAACCGCGGGUAAUACGGACAGUGGGGGGAAAAUGAACAGGUGGUUGAUUUGUAUAGUUACAUUUUGAAUUUCAAAUUUCUGUUAAUGAGUACACCUUCUACAUGUUAUUCUAUAAUAUUUAAGUCACCCUAUGGCAAUGAAUACUAAUCAAAAGUGGAACAGGGAAACAAAAACCGAAAACCAUACAUGAUUCCGCGUGUGGAUGUCAGUUUAGCUGCUUCGAUAUUAAGCAUUUUGAGUGGUGAGUGGUUUUGGGAAACAUGAGUUUCCAAAGAAAUAAUAAUUGAAGUUAUUCUUAACAUGUCCGUUUUACCCCCACCUCCCCUAGAAGUAUAUCUACCCAAUUCGGUAUAAUUUGAAAUUUGGGUUACAUCGCAAUAAGGAACAGUGUCACUGAUAAAACGGAGCCUUGUGGCCAGUGUUGUAAACGGUCGACAUUCCUCUCAACCAUCACAUACUGCUCUUUCGCGAGAGUCACGGCUCAAUAUGUAUUGCGAAUGUGACCAAGAAUGCAUUUCUCGGUUCCGACAGUCACCUCAGAACUGUUCACUGUUCACGUUGAUGUUCAUUAAUGACACAGCACAUUCGUCUCCAUAAAUAGUCAUACGAUGGUAUCCAUUAGCAAGACUGCUUGUGGCAUCCCAUUUUCUAGAUGGUGCGCACUCGACAAAUAGCCUUUCACACACACUUGAAACGUUCUUUCCAAGAGGAAGCUUUGCAGGAUAAUCAUCAUACGACCGCUGAUUUGCCAUGAUUUCAAUGUACGUAGUAUUGCAUAUCGCCAAGUUGUAUCGUAUCAACGCCGCACCCAGAACGAAAUGCAUUCUAUUGGACAAGAAAUGCACACGUCGUCGUUAGGCUCACUCUCUCCAAUUUGAAAAGACGCUAGCUAGAAGUCGCCGAACUUUUGCUUUUUUGUCUCAGUGCUCGAAGAGGAUUCCGCCAUCGUUUGAUUGCUUCUUCAACAUCGAAACCCCAGCAAGGUAUAUUUUUGGUCCAACGUGACCACUGCUUCUCGGUAUGCUCUCAGUCGCUGCUUCUAAUAUUUUUUUCAGUAAAGCUAUCGAUAUCCCAUUCAUUAUUGAUUAAUUCAGUUUGCGCGGUCAUAGUACCACUUUUGUCGAGAUGUUUUUGUACGAAAUCUUCCGGGAAUGGAGAUAACAAUCGGAAAAUGAUCACUGUUGUAGGUAUCCGACAGAGUAUGCCAGGUGAACUUCUGAGCCAGAUUUUCGAAGUAAAGUGUAAUAUCGAUUGACGAAGCAUUGCCUGUAGCUGGAUCGAUGCGAGUGGGUGAACCAUCGUUUAGGAUCACGAGUUGUUUGGUGAAGUUUGUCUCUGCAAUGAAAUGACCAAAGACGGUUGAUGACUGCGAACCUCAUGCUGUAUGAUGGGCGUUAAAGUCUCCAAUAAAGUCCACUUUAUUGAAAGGAUCAUUCAGCUGCGCCUGACAUCGCUUGGUGCUGAACGGCAUAUAGAUGACAAUUACUGUUGCUUGAAUGGGGUACUGGAUUCGCACUGCCACAAUCUGGAGUUUCGUAUUUAUUUGUACCCGCUCGAAGAGAAUAUCUUCACGGAUCGCGAGGCCAACGCCAUGCCGCCAGUAAUGUUUGUGGUUUGAUUUGAGAAUCAAUUGGUAGUUCUUGCCGACAAAGUCUAGCUUUGUGAUCGUUUCUUUCAUUUUCAUCUCUUGGGGAGCUAUUAUGUAGGGUUCAUGUUUUGCGAUGAGAUAUUUUAGCUCACUGACGUUAGCCCGAGUCCACGGAUAUUCCAUUGCAGCCCGAAACAUCUGUUAGAGUUCAUAUUUGUCGAUGUUGCGUUCGACAUUGAAGACGGAUUGAUAUUCUGCGUUAAAGCGUUCUUCUGCUUGUAUAUUGUUGCAUUGAGUCAGUUGUGUGUUGAGAAUUGGUUGUCCUUUCUGGAAUGGAGAGAAGUGGCGCGAGUGGCGUUGGAGAUCGGGCUGAUGCUGAGCAGACCUGUCGUUUGUCGUAUUCCGCAGUGCCAACCGCUGUUGAGACUAAUAGAUUAUUGGUUUCAGAAUCGCCAACAAUAGAGGGCAGCACUGUGGAGAGACUUUGUGUGAUUCGUAUUUGUUGAAAGGUUGAUGUGACAUUUUAUCCAAACUUUUUCAAUGAUCCUUCGCCAGGCGAAGGACAUGAUUGGGUUACUGCUAAACGUAUAUAAAGAGCGGUAUAGAGGCGAAUGAACUGCAAAGUUUAAAGCCUCUUAAAAACAAAGAAAGAAGAAGAAGAGCGGUAGGGUUUGUAGGUUUCAAAAUGAUGUCACUAACCUGUGGAGCAGCUUGUACUGUGGAAAGGCUGUGUAUAGUUCUGUUUUUUGUUUUUUCCUGUUGCUUCUUGGUGUUUGUUGGUAUAACCAAUUAAAAUUGAUCGAGAGUAAUGCGUGGUUCGUUCAAUAGUCGACCGCACAGGAGACUUCACCGUCAACGGGUUGGGGUGAGACGUCCCGGAUAGAUUCAUCUGCCUGCUGUGCCUCUUCAAACCGACUAUUUAUGUUGGUACGAUGCAUGGUCUUGUUAUCGAUUGUGAUACAUGACUUGGACUGUGAUGAUUGAGUUCUAUUGUUUUGAGGGUUCAUUAUCAGGUGUUUCUUAUAAGUUGAAAGCGUCUUGGUCAGUUCCAAAAUCGGUAAGAUCCCCCUCAUCCACCAUCGGUUGGUUUGUUGUUCGUCUCAUUUUUAUUGGGCUUCUUGUGUUGUUGGACAUUUUCUUCGGUGGCGGCGACAUUCCUGUUGGUUGAUAUUGUUGUGCAUGGUAUGAUUUGAUUGGACUGUUCCUCGUUUUGUUUUCUUUCGACUUGUUUCUGUGUCUGUUUCAAUUGUCUGUGAGUUCGAGCGUGAUCUGAUUCGUGUGGCGUGUGGCGCAAGUGGCGUUGGAGAUCGGCCUAAUGCUGAGCAGACCUGUCGUUUGUCGUAUUCCGCAGUGCCAACCGCCGUUGAGACUAAUAGAUUAUUGGUUUCAGAAUUGCCAACAAUAGAGAGCGUCAAGAUAUUUUUUCAUUCUUUGGUUUUGAAUUUCAAGUUUUUCUAAUUUCAUACCUUUCGUAUCUGGGUCGAUGACUUCCUUUACAGUUUCGGCAGAACGGUUCAUGUUCGCACACUUCUUUAUCCUAGUGUUUAUUGGAACAAUUAGUCGGUGUUUAGUCAGACCGGACCAUGUGACAUUUUUAUGAUUUCGAGAAAAACGAGUUUGAAGUUUGGUACGAUUAGGGGUUUUCAUUGAGCGCUCAAAAAAAACGAUAAGUUCUUCCUGCUGUACGCAUGAUUUUCCAAAUUUGAUAAAUGUGGAAUGUAGCUUACAAAAUGGUUAACCUAAUCCAUUCAAUAACUCGAAAAUUUUAAUUUUGCGACUUGGUCCGCUCUGACUUAACACCAACCAAUUGUAGCAUCGCGUUGGGUUGGGGCAGUUUAUUCGUGAAUGGCCAUAUUCGUAACAUUGAAAACAUAGCACUGGAUUCGGGUAAUACGGUCCAGUUCUCACACGAACUACUCAGACCUUCACGGUUUCAGGAUAUAUACUACGAUUAAAAGUUAGAAUAAUAGCUUGCGUUUUUUCCUUGUUGCCUUUCAAUAUUCUCCUCGCUUUCAUAACUGCUUGUUGUUCCAAUUUUUCUUCGAUGUACUUUUCGCUGAGUUGUAGCAGAUCAAAGGAGGAUAUAACGCAACGACUUAUGUUGAGCGUGGGAUGCAGUUCUAUUGAUACCUCCAUUCCGUAAAUUAGUUGAAUUGUUUUCAACAAUUGUUCAACUUGUGUUGCAUUUCUUGUCCUUAUCACGUAACGAGUACAUUUCUGCUCACUGGUUGCAUGCUCGAUUGGUUCAGCAAAGUCCUCUAAAUGUUUUCCGAUCAUGAAUGGUUUGAUUGGUAAGUCAACUCCAUUUUUACCGGUGAGUAAUAGAGUGGUGAUAGACCGAAACUCAUUUCUCGGGUCUAAGUAUCUCGGAAGUCCUCUCCCGGAUGACCUCUCUGGGUCAUCUUCUUCAAUGGCUUAAACGUUCCCAGUGGAACUUCCGCCGUCUCAACGUAGUAUCACUUUCGUCAUUUUUUUGAUACGUACUUAGUUGUGAUUUCUAUUCCAAAUAACACGCCUUGAUUGUAUUCUGAGUGACAAGCUCUCGAAUACGCGUGGCCACACAGUGCAAGACGAAAGAAAUUUCUAUGACAAAAAAUCUCCUGGCCAGAACGGGAAUCGAACCCGAACCCCCGGUAUGAUAAUGUGGGACGCUAGCCACUCACAGGUAUCACGCAGUACUCACGUGAGUAAUGUGAUCACAAUAUAAAUGAGGUUCGUUGCUUUCACCUUUAACCCUUUCGUUACGAGCGUCGUCUUCAGACGACAUGAAAUUCAUACUGCUCUUCGAUCACACCAGCGCGAUGUGCAAACUUUUCGGCGCAGUGUACCGUACAGGGGUAACACUUUGUCGGCGGGGCACACAGCCGAAAUGAAAGGGUUAAGCGAUGCGAUGGAUACACUGAGUUGUUAAUCCGUUCUUGAAUUUGAAUAUUCAAAUCACAUGGAGCCGCAUGGCACUUCGAAUUUUCAAAUUUCGAAUUCGUUGGAGACGCAAAUAUUGAAAUAGCUCUUUCUUUUCAUGUACCCUUUUACUUUCACACGUAAUCGAAAACAAGGUCGAAAAGCUUUACUCGCGACUACGACACUUUCAGAUCAGAAAAAGAUAUUGCCCAGUGGCGGAGCGCCAACUUAGAGAACUACGGGUGGCGGAGUCCAACUUUCAAUCCAAAUUUGCGCGAAACGAUUGGGUUUGAAUGAACUUAGCAAAGCUACCGAUUACUACGGAUGCUCUACAGCAUAAACCAUAAAAAAAUCGUUAACGUAAAACUUUAUGAUAAAGUUAUCAAGAAACGACAAAAAAAGGCAGAUUUCCAGCUGCAGAGAAUUAUACAAUUUGUAUAAAAACAUAGAUAUUCAACCCUCAAAGCCGAUACAUCUUUAUUGACACAGCCAAGUGUUUGCCUUUUAUGUUCCGAUGUACCAUCAUGUGGGGAGAUCGCAUAUUUGCGUGCAAAAAGCUAAUCGAGACGAUCAUCAUGUGUAUUCUGAAAAUAAAUAAGAUCAACGUGAUAACAAGUAUGGACCCAAAAAGGUAACGAGUGCAAUGACACACACGGACAAAUAUAUUAGAAUAUUAGUUGAAUCACGAUGCAAUGAAACGUAAUCCAAACUAAAAUUAUAUCUAGGAUAAUGUAUAGAGACAAAUAUUUAAAGCAAUUGAUUGUAAAUAAACGAACAAGCUAUGCAAGCUACACAGAAUAGCAACUAGUGUUUAGCGAGGCCGGAUGUGCAAUAAAACAAACAAUCCAAUUAGUUCUUUAAGGUGCAAUAGUUAAAUAUCAUUCCAUUAGUUAAGGCAUUUAAUGAGGAGAGCUAAAACUGGUAGUAAUAGCUUAACAGCUAUAGUACCAAAAUUAUAACGUAACUCUUCCAUCAGAUUCAUUUUGUUUAUAUAUUUUUAUUUUGUUUCGUGUUUAUUUCACUAAUAUUAUGUUAUGCUACUGUUUUUGUAGUUCGCCUAGCUUCGUAAGUACCUGCCAAAAAUUUAGCAUUAAACAACGAUAUGAAAAUCAUUUAGCAAUAGGAACAAUGUAUGUGGAGAGAAAAAAAAUCAAUGUUUAGUGUUAAGAUUCACCACAGCCGUUGAAACUUUAAGGAUAUAACGCCAUUUGAAAUCAGUCCGCGUUCACAAAGUAGUGCAAUUUAAGGAAGGAAUUUGACUGGUAUUAUUUCCGUACCUAUUUUAAGAGGGUUAACCAUGGUGAUUAGACCAUUAAGGGUAGUUUCAUUAUGAACUGUGAGAAAAGAUAACCGACGAAUUGUUCGAUAUUUAUUUACGAUUGUUUACUUCAUAUAGAUACGUGAUUAGAUGGAUUAGAUAAUUAAACAAAAUACUCAUAUUUUGUUGAUAAUAUUAUGAACAGAUUUUUUAAUAACAUAAAUAAAUGAUAGUUGAUAGUUUUUUAUCAUGAAGUAUUACUCUUCCUCUCAUCUCUUCAUAGGAGCAUGAGGUGAAACCAUUAGUCGUAUAGGGGAAGUGUUUAGUUCGCGAUAUAUAUUUGUAGUUUAAUAACAGCUCGAGAGUUUUUAUCAGAGAUAAGAGCUUUUUUCAUAUGCCUGGAAUUGCUCACAAGAAGACAUUUUUAGAAAUUAUUUGGACUAUACAAUUAUAGAGUUUUAUAGAAAAUACAAGUUCGAUGGCGAUUUUCCAGAAGAUGUGAGUGAGGUAGGAAAAUUGAUGUUAGUUCAAUAAACGUUUUUUUAUUCUA
Molecule: messenger RNA, 17700 nt
Organism: Toxorhynchites rutilus septentrionalis
Lineage: Eukaryota; Metazoa; Arthropoda; Insecta; Diptera; Culicidae
Exons: 9
Coding region: 154-5814 (1886 amino acids)
Biological process (GO): imaginal disc-derived wing hair organization
Cellular component (GO): cell cortex
Source: RefSeq, a predicted model, not a curated record